AGACCUUUGGGUCCAAGCGUUGUCCACAUCCUCGCCGGGAUGGUGGAGGUUCUCGCUGGUAGGCUGGCUUGGGGGAGCAAGGGCACCAAGGAUCUGGACUGGCCCAGCGAGGUCCGCUUUGACAUUAGCCAAAUCGUCAAGCCAGACUUCAGGGGGGGGCAAUCUGGCAGGUCUGCCACUACUCGAGCAAGGACUGCGGCUUCGCCUUCGGGCCAUUGGCCUUGGACCAGACCCUGCGCUUCGCACACGAGCUGAAAGUUCGAUUGGAGAAGGACGGCUCGCGUGUCCUCUGCGAGUAUGACAACAACAAUCGGCGUAACAGCGCCGUGCUUCUGGGCGCCUACCUGGUGCUGUGCGAGAAUAUGUCCGCCGACGAGGUGGCCGCGAAGCUGUCGGACGUGGCCUCGCUCACGUUCCCGUGCUCGUGGGUGCAGGCGGAAGUGUAUCGCUCCAAGAGGGGCCAGCCGGUCAUGAGCGUUCACGACUGCUGGAGCGGCGUUCAGCUGGCAAGGGACCAGCGAUGGAUUGCGGUCGACGUGUUGGGGAAUGAGGCAAAGACAACCUCUGCAGCGUCCAACGCGUGGAAGCCCAUCAUGCAAUAUGACGGGGCCUGGGUCGUGCCAGGAAAAGUGUUCGUGAUGGCGGACCCCAUCACCGUCGUCAGGGACCCGAAUCCCAUCACAUGCGCCCAGUUUGCCCCUGGCGCGGAGAGCGUGCCAGCGGCGGCCCCCGACGUGGACCUCGUGAGCCAAGACCGGGAAGUCAUGAAGAAAUUCCUGACCACAGGGGAACUGGACCCAAAGUGGCCCAAGCCUGUCGAUUUCAUCACGUACCUGAAGAGCUGUGACGUCACGGCGGUGAUCCGGACGAACGGAAGCCAUGAACCUGGCCUAAAGUCAUUGGGAGGCAGCUACAAGCCGACUGAACUGGAAGCGCACGGCAUCCAGCACGCGGAUUGUUACCUCGACGACGUGCAGGGUGCCGUUCCGACCGCAGGCAUCCUCAAGCAUUUCCUGGACAGUGCGGCCAAGAUGGGUUUCUCCGAGGAGGAGAGGGCGCGGCGCCGGGCCGGGCCAUCGCCGUGCACUGCAAGAGCGGCUUCGGCCGCAGCAUCCUCUUCGCGUGCGUUGCCGCCCACCGUCAUCUACCUCUGGGACGUUCCUGGGCGCUCGCUGCUGGGAUGGGUGCGCAUCGCGCGCCCCGGGGCCGUGGUGACGCGCGAGCAGGAGCUGUUCCUCUGCUCCCUGUCUGGGAAGGAGGCCGUGCUCGAGAAGCUGGCGCCUGGGGCGUCGGCGCCCUGCGGCUGCUCCCUGCAGUGAUGGCGAUGGAGCGCCCUCUCCCCGAGCUGCCACUUCUGACGAGCUCUGCCGCGACGGUGGCCUCGGCGUCUCGCCGGUGUCCCUCGAGCGCUGGCUUGCGGUGGAGCCGGGCCGCGCAGCUGCGAGUUCCAGUUGUUGCGCUUGUGCAGCGCGUGUAGUCUUCUUUGCCCCUUUCUCUCUCUCUCUCUGUCUCGCUUUUUCUAUCUCUGGUUCGCAUGUGGCCCCCUAAUCCAUGAUCUCUUCCCUCGCCGGACGGCCCCGUCUGCCCGGUGCUCUUUUGGCGGCGCGCAGGUCUUCGAAGCUGGCACGUGUCGUGACAAGCUCCAGAGACCCUUCUUUUGCGCUUGAGCCGCGAUGGGCGUCGAGCGGCGGGGCUCACGUUCGCACGCGCAAUUUAAGUUUCGCCAGUGCCCGUUGUGCUGUAGGAGUGCUUCGUCUGAGCGCGUCAGGGCGCCCUUAAAAAUCUGA
Prorocentrum cordatum is the source of this 1787-nucleotide messenger RNA. NCBI's taxonomy places the organism in Eukaryota, Dinophyceae, Prorocentrales, Prorocentraceae. The record is from the annotation of a GenBank genome assembly.